Messenger RNA from Cooperia oncophora, 453 nucleotides. Lineage: Eukaryota; Metazoa; Nematoda; Chromadorea; Rhabditida; Trichostrongylidae. The record is from the annotation of a GenBank genome assembly.
AUGCUUUACGCCUAUGAGAUAGUAGUCGAAUGCAUCUGCAGUAUGGGUCUGAUGACCAACGUUCUACUGCUAUUCGUAGUCAUGAAAUGUCCUUUAAACACAUUCGCUUUGGCAAAAUACUACUUCAUUUUGGUUUCCGUGCAGAAUUUCAUCAUGGUGACAUGCUAUUUGAUUUUAGCACCGACGGCUUGCCCUGUCAUUCUUCUGUAUGUACCACUUCUGAUAAUGUUCUUGAUGUUAUUUACUGGCUGGGAUUUAUCUCCAGCGAUGAGUUUCUGUUGUGGAAUACUCAUGUCUGCAUAUCCACUGUUCUCUCCUAUUAUCAUUAUGUUCUACAUGAAAGACUACCGUCACUACAUCCUCCAUAUAUUCGGUCUGGGAAAGCAAGCAGCAGCAGCAGCACGAACAAUGAUUGUCAUUGCCAAGGAUGGAAAAACUACCUUUACAACAUAG